GGAGUUUUGAUCCCUCUCCCUCUCCAUCCCCAUCUCCAUCUUCUUCCACAAUAAGCACGAUGCUUUGAUCAUCCCAAAGGAUGAAGCAGAGUGCGUGGUUUCAAGUUUGGUAAUUGAAUAAAUAAAGUAGUGUUCUGCUGCACUUUCUAGGUAUAUCUUGAAUCGUUGAUUACUGGAUAUUUCUCCAUGGGGGGAGCUUGUUCUAGGAAGAGAAACCAUCGAGAUGAUGAAGAUAACUUUCCUAGAGGGAUUACCAGAAGAUAUUCCAAGAGUGGGAGUUCAAAGUGGUUGGCAACCUCCUUCUCUCGACCUGCUGCAGAUAUUCAACAUGACAAAGGGCAAUGCCCAUCCCUCAUGGACUUGUGCGCAUGGAAAAUAUGUGAGGACAUUGAUAAAUAUAGCACAUUCUCUAAGCUCCCAAGAGAUAUUAGUCAGCAUAUCAUUAAUGAGUUGGUGUACUCUGGAUGCCUAACUGAUGUUUCUUUUGAAGGUUUCCGGGAUUGUGCUUUGCAGGAUCUUUACUUGGGAGAAUACCCUAAUGUGAAUGAUGCGUGGAUGGAUGUCAUAUCCUCACAAGGAUCAUCUUUACUCUCUCUUGAUCUCUCUGGUUCUGAUGUUACUGACAGUGGGUUAAUUUAUCUCAAAGAUUGCACAAAUCUCCAAGCGUUAAACCUGAAUGAUUGUGAUGAGAUAUCAGAUCAUGGGCUGGAACACAUAAGUGGUCUAUCUAACUUGACGAAUUUGAGUUUUAGAAGAAACUGUUCAAUCACUUCUCAUGGAAUGAGUGCCUUUUCUAGUUUAUUUGGUUUGAUCAAGUUGGACUUGGAGAAAUGCCCAGGGAUCCAUGGUGGACUUGUUCAUCUUCAAGGUUUAACAAAUUUAGAGUCUCUGAAUAUCAAAUGGUGCAACUCCAUAUCAGAUGCUGACAUGAAGCCUCUCUCAGGGCUUACAAAUUUGAAAUGCUUACAAAUUUCCUGCAGUAAGGUUACUGAUUCUGGCAUCACUUAUUUGAAAGGUCUUCACAAUCUUUCUCUUCUGAACUUGGAGGGAUGCCCGGUAACUGCUGCAUGUUUGGACUCUCUUUCAGCUCUUGAUGCCCUUUUAUAUCUGAAUCUGAGCCGAUGUCAUCUGACUGAUGGAGGAUGUGAGAAGUUUUCUCGAUUUGGAAACUUAAAAGUACUAAACUUGGGGUUCAAUGAAAUCACAGACGCCUGUCUAGUGCACUUAAAAGGUUUGACAAAUUUGGAGAGUUUGAACGUGGAUUCAUGUAGAAUUGGUGACAAAGGGCUGGUUAACUUGACAGGUCUUAAGCAUCUGAAAUGCCUGGAACUGUCAGAUACUGACGUUGGAAGCAAUGGGCUCCGCCAUUUGUCAGGAUUGGUUAAAUUAGAAAGUAUAAAUCUGUCUUUCACUGAGGUUUGUGAUAGUGGAUUAAGAAAGCUGUCCGGGCUAUCAUCUCUUAAAUCACUUAAUUUGGAUGCACAUAAGAUAACAGAUACUGGACUUGCAGCUCUUACAAGUUUGACUGGCUUGACACACCUGGAUCUGUUUGGAGCUCGGAUUACAGAUUCUGGAACAAAUGAUCUGCGAAGCCUUAAGAACUUGAGGUCCCUAGAAAUAUGUGGUGGAAGAUUGACAGAUGCUGGAGUAAAGAAUAUUAAAGAUCUUUCAUCCUUGACUCUAUUGAAUCUAUCACAAAACUGCAACCUAACGGAUAAAACCUUAGAGUUGAUUUCGGGGCUCACAGGAUUGGUCUCUUUAAACGUUUCAAAUUCUCGUAUCACCAACUCAGGACUUCGUCAUUUGAAACUGCUUAAGAAUUUGAAGUCUCUGACUUUGGAGGGCUGCAAGGUGACUGUGAAUGACAUUAGGAAGCUUCAGAUGACUGACCUUCCAAAUCUGGUAAGCUUCCGGCCUGAAUAGUUGUGGAGGUAAUUGAAUCUGUAGCUGUAAGCUUCUGGCAACUUGAGCAGACUGAUAUGUACAUAAGGGAGAGCUUGCAUAAAUUGUAUAUUUGGUUGGAUGUGUAUUUGGAGUCCAAACGUCUCUUGAACUGAAAGAUUAGAGGGUCACUCUGUGCUUCAUGUGAAGCAUUCUUCCAUGGUUGAUUUUUGGCAUGGGAGAAAAUGUGGAUAAGCUUCCUAGGCAUGAUCGAGUCCUCUAUAUCUUUUCAAGUGGUUUAGAGCCUUCUAUUGAAAUAACUAUUGUACAUACCUGCUGGAAGUUGUAGUGCUUCCCGUUUUCUUAUUGUACAGAAUGUAAAAAACAUGGAUACUUUUUUCUGAACUAAAUAUUCAGUGAUGUGGGUUGCUCAUGAUCUGCG
Fragaria vesca subsp. vesca is the source of this 2323-nucleotide messenger RNA. Its product is annotated as F-box/LRR-repeat protein 14-like. Gene Ontology annotation, molecular function: protein binding. Lineage: Eukaryota; Viridiplantae; Streptophyta; Magnoliopsida; Rosales; Rosaceae. The record is from RefSeq and is a predicted model, not a curated record. The coding region runs from base 187 to 1923 and encodes 578 amino acids. Gene Ontology annotation, cellular component: SCF ubiquitin ligase complex. Gene Ontology annotation, biological process: SCF-dependent proteasomal ubiquitin-dependent protein catabolic process. The transcript has 16 exons.